AUGGCUGUAGCAAGGAUCAUUGUCGACUUGCAAAAGGCUCUGCCGCCCACCCACAUCACUGUCACCCCGAGCGCAGUCGUAAAUGGCAUCCCGACUUCUGGAUGUAUCGUGUAUCCCAGAACCAGCUACGAUGUUUCGGUAUUCUUGCAGGUCAUGACGCCGUACGUGCUUGACGGUAAAGUUACAUUCACCAUACGUGACGGCGGAAGACCGUUGCAUCCGGACCAAGAAGAGUUCAAAAAUGAUGUCAUCGUCCUCGACUUAUCUUACAUCAGGGAAAUUCACCUCAUAACCCCAAGGAUUGCCUCCAUCGGCGCUGGCGAGCGCUGGGGUGCUGUCUACGAGAAGCUACGCCUGGCAGGCGUCAACGUGGUCGGUGCUCGGAAUCCCGGGAGAGGAAUUGGAAACCUUGCGUUACAGGGUGGUCUAUCCUUCCUCUCGUCGAGCAUAGGGUUCGUAUCCGACAAUGUGGUCAGCUACGACGUCGUCCUAGCCUCGGGGGACAUCGUCAGAGCCAACGCCCAGGAAAACCCCCUCGAACUCAUGCCUUUCACGACGGUCCAACCCCAGAUAAAGGAGCUCACUUAUCUCGGAUAUGUCCACCUAGGAGCCGCCGCGGCUGAACCUGGCGGCCUAGGAAGCACUUCAAGACGCGCCCACCUUGACACCACGGUCAAAGCCGACGCUGCAACGCUGACAGCUGCCACGGACAUCUUCACCUCGGCCCUCGACCCUGUCAAGGCUCUCAACGAUCUUAGUCUCAUUGUGUCCAUAGUCUUCGAGCCACUACCGAUAUCGCUCAUCCAAGUCUCCAUCACAAAAAGCUACAAUCCCUUCGGCCUGGACUCUUCUGCCGGCCCCUUAGUAUCGAUCUCGCUCGUCCUAACUUAG
Messenger RNA from Anthostomella pinea, 891 nucleotides. The record is from the annotation of a GenBank genome assembly. Lineage: Eukaryota; Fungi; Ascomycota; Sordariomycetes; Xylariales; Xylariaceae.